Messenger RNA from Physeter macrocephalus (sperm whale), 2950 nucleotides. RefSeq names its product exocyst complex component 3 like 1 (gene EXOC3L1). The transcript has 13 exons. Gene Ontology annotation, biological process: exocytosis; exocyst localization. Lineage: Eukaryota; Metazoa; Chordata; Mammalia; Artiodactyla; Physeteridae. Gene Ontology annotation, molecular function: SNARE binding. Gene Ontology annotation, cellular component: exocyst. Bases 170 to 2833 code for a protein of 887 amino acids. The record is from RefSeq and is a predicted model, not a curated record.
UCUUUCCUGUUGGGAAUAAAGUACCAGAGACUCAGCUUCCUUCCUUUCUGCAUGUGGCCUUGGAGAGGGCGGGACCUUGGAGGGAGGAGGGAGCUCCUGGGCAGAGAGGUGGGACAGAGGCUUCCUUGGGGAGAGGAAGUCCCUUGCUGCAUGCUGAGGUGUGGGUCUCAUGAGCCAGUGGUGGGAGUACCCAGCUCUGCCAAGAGGGCAAGGGGAGAGGGCCAUCCUCAAGGCCAAGGCUAUCUGUGGAGAAGGGAGAACUAGACGCCCGGCCAAGCCUGGUGAGUUCCAUAUCAAACUGUCCUCUGCAACUCAGAACAGGAGCGGUGUCCAGUGGAGGCCCAUGCCUACCCUGUUUCACUUGCAUCUGAGGGGCAAAACUGAGAAACCCGGCAGGCAAAGUUGUCUCAGGUUCCUUCCCAUCACACCCACCUCCCUCUCAUUUCCUGAGGGGGCUGGGCAAGAACCUUCCUCUUCCUUCUCAGCGGGGCCUAGACGGAGGCUGCAGCUCAGAGGAGCUCCCACUCUACUUGCUCUAACCUGGACCUUCGCCCCCAUUCCUACCUCCGCUCCGGCUCCUCCAGCCAUGGACUCAGCAGCCAGGGACAAAAUGCAGCCCGCACUUCCCCCUGGCUCUUCCUGCCCAGGGCCUGAGUGGCCGGAGCAGGAGAGGGCGGAGCAGCUGGCCCGGGGUGCAGCACUCAAGUGGGCCUCGGGCAUCUUCUACCGGCCAGAGCAGCUGGCCAGGCUCGGCCAGUACCGUAGCCGCGAGGUGCAGCGUACCUGUUCCCUGGAAGCACGCAUCAAGUCGGUGGUGCAGUCAUACCUGGAGGGCGUGAAGACCGGCGUGCGGCAGCUGGCCUGGGCCCUUGAGGCUGUGCAGGGAGCCCGCGAAGCCCUGGGCCAGGCUCAUGGGUUGCUCUGGGGUAUGGCUGAGGCUGCACAGACCCUAGAACCCCUGCGGGAGCAGGUUGUGCAACACAAGCAACUGCAGGCCAUGUCUCAGCUGCUGCCCCGGCUGCGAGCUGUGCCUGCUGCAUUGGCCCGCACGCAGAGCCUGAUUGAUGCCCAGCGACUCUUGGAGGCAUAUGUGAGCCUUCGGGAACUGGAGCAGCUGCAAGAGGAGACAUGGGCACCUCUCGGGGGCCUGGAGUUGCCAGUGUUCGAGGGGCUGGGCCCUCUGGCUGAGGCUCUGGGCCAGGCUGUGGAGGCGGCUGCAGGGGCUGCAGGGCGGCUGGCACGGGAGGAUCCAGCCCUGUUGGUGGCUGCUAUGCGUGUGGCCGAAGUGGACGCUGGGCGCACAACCUCCCUGGAGCAGGCCGCCCGGGACUGGCGGCAGCGCUGUCUGCGGGCACUACAGGAGGGCUUGGAGCAGAUCCACUUUGGGACGUCUCUGCAGCCUGGGCCAGGGGCACUAGCAGAGUGGCUGGAGGCUCUGCGGGUGGCUCUACCAGCAGAGUUGGCCGCGGCUGAGGCACUGGUAGCACCCUGCUGCCCACCACACUACAACGUGGUCCGGCUGUGGGCCCACACCCUGCACAGCGGCCUGCGCCGCUGCCUGCAGCAACUCCUGGAAGGGCCUCAGCUGGAAGCUGCCGAUGCCUUCACCUUGCUGCAUUGGGCACUGCAUGUGUACCUGGGGCCAGAAAUGAUGGGGAGCCUGGAAUUAGGGCCCGAGGCUGAUGUGUCUGAUCUGGAGCCCCUCCUGACCCUGGAGAACAUCGAGCAGUUGGAGGCAAUAUUUGUGGCCAAAGUCCAGGCAAGUGUGGCCCAGUGGCUGCAGAAGGCACUGGACGGGGAUGUAGCUGAGUGGGGCCGAGAGCAGGAGCCUGACACAGACCCAUCUGGCUUCUACCACUCACCAAUGCCAGCCAUCGUGCUGCAGAUCCUGGAAGAGAACAUUCGCGUGACCAGAAUGGUCAGUGAGUCACUGCAGCGGCGGAUGCAUGGCAUGGCACUGUCAGAACUGAGCGCAUUCCUGAGGAGCUUCAGUGAUGCUCUGAUCCGAUUCUCCCGAGACCACCUCAGGGGGGAAGCAACGGCCCCUCAUUACGUGCCCUACCUACUGGCCACCCUCAACCACCAAUCAGCACUCAGCUCCUCCGUGUCCGUCCUGCAGCCCGACUGGGUGGCUCCAGGGGCCUUGGCUCCGGUGGAGGCAGCGCUGGACGAGUUGCAGAGGAGGAUCUGCCGCCUGGUGUUGGAGGCGCUGCUGGCGGAGCUACAGCCCCUAUUCGCUGCUCUGCCCUCUCGCCGGUGGCUGUCGAGCCCAGAGCUGCUGGAUGACGUGUGCGAGCGGACCGCGAGCUUCUGCCAGGACUUCCGACACGUGCGGGAUCCUGCGGUCCAGCUGCUGCUGGCCGAGGCGGAGCGUACCGUGGUGCUGCAGUACCUACGUGCGUUGAUGCAAGGCCGCCUAGUGUGCCGCGGUGCUGACGAGCGGACCCAGGCGGCCGAGCGCCUGCGGCACGAUGCCGCCCAGCUUCGGGAGCUUUUCCUCGGUUUGGUGAGAAUCUGGGGCCUGGAAGAGAGCGUUCAGUGCGCGCCAGUGCUGCUCGCCUUGAGGGAGCUGCUGAACCUCCGGGACCUCACGCUGCUUGGUCUCGAGGUGGCAGGCUUGCGGCAACAAUUUCCCGACGUGAGCGAGGAUCACGUCUCCGCCCUCUUGGACCUGCGCGGGGACGUGUCCCGAGAGCAGCGCCUGGCCGCACUCAGCUCUCUGCAGGCCGGGCCGCAGCCCUCGCCCCCAGCGGGUGGACGCGCACUCUUCAGCCUCGUGCCAGCACCUGCACCCCCGCUGUCCUCCUGUCUCCCCUCGGGGUCCUGUGCCUGACCCCCGGCUGCCCGCAGAAUAAAGCCACGGCCCCCGUACGCCUGAAUUGUGUGCGUUGGAGAAGGGGGGAUAGAAAUAAAAGUCCCCGCGAAGGUCAGGGGUUCCAAGUGCAGUGAC